AGUCUUGCAGAUGUGUUCUGGCUCCUCCCCUUCAGUAUUGCACAGGUGUAGAGGCUCCUCCCCUCCAGUCUUGCACAGGUGUACCGGCUCCUCCCCUUCAGUCUUGCACAGGUGUACCAGCUCCUCCCCUUCAAUCUUGCACAGGUGUUGUAGCGGCUCCUCCCCUUCAGUCUUGCACAGGUGUACAGGCUCCUCCCCUUCAGUAUUGCACAGGUGUAUGGGCUCCUCCCCUUCAAUCUUGCACAGGUGUACAGGCCCCUCCCCUUCAAUCUUGCACAGGUGUACGGGCUCCUCCCCUUCAAUCUUGCACAGGUGUACUGUCUCCUCCCCUUCAGUCUUGCACAGGUGUAGCGGCUCCUCCCCUUCAGUCUUGCACAGGUGUACAGGCUCCUCCCCUUCAGUCUUGCACAGGUAUACUGGCUCCUCCCCUUCCGUCUUGCACAGGUGUACAGGCCCCUCCCCUUUAGUCUUCCACAGGUGUACUGGCUCCUCCCCUUCAGUCUUCCACAGGUGUACUGGCUCCUCCCUUUCAGUCUUCCACAGGUGUACUGGCUCCUCCCCUUCGGUCUUGCACAGGUGUAGGGGCUCCUCCCCUCCUCUAAUGUCACUGCACACUGUGAGCUUCUCACAAGGUGCAUUAGAAGCUGCAGCAAGUCAGAUAGAGCUCCACCUCAUUUCUUGGCUGGAGGACACCCAGCAUUACCUAGCACUUUCUUCCCCAGCCUGACUGUCCAUGGUUCACCCCUUUCAAUUAUGGGGGCUUAACAUCACAGGUGGGUGUUGCCUAGGGUGGUCUGCAUGCAAAUACACCCUGUCUAGGAACACCUACUUCUCCAGACUGACACCCACACAUCAAAUCAUUGUAA
Staurois parvus is the source of this 866-nucleotide messenger RNA. The record is from the annotation of a GenBank genome assembly. NCBI's taxonomy places the organism in Eukaryota, Metazoa, Chordata, Amphibia, Anura, Ranidae.